AUGUCGUGGCCACUACGGAGCGUAACAGCUCCUCCACGUCUCUCUUCCUCAGCACGCUCAGCCUGGCGACAUGUAUCGACAUCGCCAAGCUCAUCAGUAGCUUCAUCAUCGAAGCUGUCCCACGCGGACCCCUCCUCCUCAACUACCAGCUCCCGACCAAAGGUCAUCUUCUCCGGCAUCCAGCCCACCGGCAUCCCGCACCUCGGAAACUACCUUGGCGCACUCCGCAACUGGGUCGACCUCCAGAAUGCAUCCCUCAGCACCUCGGACGAGCUGUACUUCAGCAUCGUCGGCUACCACGCCAUCACCAUGCCUCAGCAACCCGCACGUCUCCGCACCGAACGAUCCGACAUGAUGGCCACCCUCCUCGCCAUCGGGCUCGAUCCACACCGCUGCACCAUCUUCCAUCAAGACCAAGUGCCGGAACACACCGAACUCGCCUGGAUCCUCAACUGCAUCACCUCGAUGGGGAAGCUCAACCGCAUGACCACGUGGAAAUCCAAACUCGCUACAGCUAAAAAUGUCUCCGAUACCACCGAUGUCGACGAUAAAGAUCUCAGUCUCGGCUUGUUCGCGUAUCCGGUACUUCAAGCGGCAGACAUCCUGCUGUACAGAGCGACGCACGUUCCCGUGGGGGAAGAUCAGAUCCAACAUCUAGAGUUGAGUAGAGACCUGGCAGAUGCAUACAACAGAAGGUUCGAGAAGAGAUUCUUCCCGUUGCCGAAGCAUAUCAUAACGCCGACAAAGAGGGUGCUGUCGUUGAGGGAUCCGAAGAGCAAGAUGUCGAAGAGCGCUCCGGAUGCGAACAGCAGGGUGUUGAUAACGGAUACGCCGAGGGAGGUGGAGAGGAAGGUGAAGAAAGCCGUGACGGAUGCGGAGAGGUCGUUGCGGUAUGAUCCGGUGGAGAGAGCGGGGGUGAGCAACCUGCUUUCGAUUUUAGCGGCUCUCAGGCCACCGACACAGGGGAACACGGGAGAGGGAGAGGGAGAAGGAGAAGCCAAGCAGGAUGCACAGCUCUGGGCGGAUCGACUGAAUGCGGAGAUCGAGGCUACGGGAGCAUCGUCUGGCCAGCUUCUGAAAGCUACAUUGACGGAAGCUGUGGUGGAGACAUUACGACCAAUCCAAGAGGAGCUGGAGAGGUUGCGAAAGGAUCCAGGCUACUUGCACCAGAUGGAACAACUCGGCAGAGACAAAGCACAGACAGUUGCCAGAAGAACAAUGUCCCAAGUCCGCAAGAGUGUCGGUCUUGCGUAG
Pseudozyma hubeiensis SY62 is the source of this 1254-nucleotide messenger RNA. RefSeq names its product tryptophanyl-tRNA synthetase. The record is from RefSeq and is a predicted model, not a curated record. Bases 1 to 1254 code for a protein of 417 amino acids. Gene Ontology annotation, cellular component: mitochondrion; mitochondrial matrix. Gene Ontology annotation, molecular function: tryptophan-tRNA ligase activity; ATP binding. Gene Ontology annotation, biological process: mitochondrial tryptophanyl-tRNA aminoacylation. The transcript has a single exon. NCBI's taxonomy places the organism in Eukaryota, Fungi, Basidiomycota, Ustilaginomycetes, Ustilaginales, Ustilaginaceae.